ACAAAAACAUUUUUUGGCGCCCCGCCCUUUUUGUUCACUUUCAGAGACACCUUGUUCCUUGUUGGCGGGUGGGUGGACUUUUCAGUCAGAAGGUUUCAAAACCAGUGGCAUUCUUGUCAUUUCACCACUCACACAAGCUAGGGUUUCAAAACCCAUUUAUAAAGUUUGUUCUUUUAGAUCUGCCAGCGUGCAGUCUGAUUUGUGUGCCUGUCGUUUCUCUCUCUCUCUCUUAAUGUCGGUUCGCUCAAAAUCGACGACACUCUUAUCAUAAUUAUUAGCCAUCUCAUUAACAUUGUACUUGCCGAGUUAAUGAUCUGCUUCUACUUUGAUCUCUCCCUCCAAAUCCACAAUCUCUUUUAUGUUUUCGAUCAGUAGAGCUCUUACUGAAUCCAUCCCCACUUCAAACUACAACUACUGCUCAAUCACCAGCUAUUGUUAUUCAACACCCAUUUGAGGGAGUGGGUUGUCUUGUCUUCAGAUCUCAAGUUGAGGAGUUGCUUAUUUACAAUGCUGGAUCCAUGUGAGAGAGGAUCAGAGUCUGAAGAAAUGAGUAGCAAAUCACUAGAAACCGAGAGCCCACAGAAGAAGACUUGUGCUGAUUGUGGCACUUCAAAGACUCCACUUUGGAGAGGUGGUCCAGCUGGUCCUAAGUCACUGUGUAAUGCUUGUGGGAUUAGGAGCAGGAAGAAGAAGAGGGAAAUUUUAGGGUUGAAUAAGGGAGGGGCAGCAGCAAAUGACAAGAGAGCCAAGAAAGGGAGCAGUAACAAUGGCUCAAGUAAUUAUAAUAACAAUAACAAGCAAUUAGGUGAUGGACUAAAGCAGAGAUUACUGGCUCUGGGUAGAGAAGUCCUGGUGCAAGGAUCAACGGUGGAGAGGCGAAGGAGGAAGCUAGGUGAAGAAGAGCAAGCUGCAGUGUUAUUGAUGGCCUUAUCUUAUGGCUCUGUUUAUGCUUGAGUUGAUGAUUUUUGUGUAGGCGGGGGAGGUUAAUAAGGCGAUCAAGAAUGUGUUAGCUAACUAAGAAUGUGUGGGUUCGGGUUAAUUUUUUUUAGUAUCAGGUAUUUUUUAGGUGUUUUGGGCUAACUGUACCGGAGAUUUGUAGCAGUGUCGCAAGAGCUCAGAAAAUGUUGAGACUUCAUUCUAUUUUUUGCAAACAGAAGCAGACCACUCGCUUGUCUCUCUGUCAUGUUUGGAUGUUAUCAUCAAUCUUCGCCAUUGCUCCAACCUCCCAAGUGCUCUGAGAUUAAGAAUGUGUGGGUUCGGGUUAAUUUUUUUUAGUAUCAGGUAUUUUUUAGGUGUUUUGGGCUAACUGUACCGGAGAUUUGUAGCAGUGUCGCAAGAGCUCAGAAAAUGUUGAGACUUCAUUCUAUUUUUUGCAAACAGAAGCAGACCACUCGCUUGUCUCUCUGUCA
This is a messenger RNA of Populus nigra (black poplar), 1409 nucleotides long. RefSeq names its product GATA transcription factor 16-like. The coding region runs from base 508 to 954 and encodes 148 amino acids. Gene Ontology annotation, biological process: regulation of DNA-templated transcription. Lineage: Eukaryota; Viridiplantae; Streptophyta; Magnoliopsida; Malpighiales; Salicaceae. Gene Ontology annotation, molecular function: zinc ion binding; sequence-specific DNA binding. The transcript has 3 exons. The record is from RefSeq and is a predicted model, not a curated record.